This is a messenger RNA of Cyprinus carpio (common carp), 3140 nucleotides long. Its product is annotated as MAGUK p55 subfamily member 3-like. NCBI's taxonomy places the organism in Eukaryota, Metazoa, Chordata, Actinopteri, Cypriniformes, Cyprinidae. Gene Ontology annotation, molecular function: protein binding. Gene Ontology annotation, cellular component: cell-cell junction; plasma membrane. The record is from RefSeq and is a predicted model, not a curated record.
AGGGGGUUUGUGUAUGUGUGUGGAAGAGAGAGAACCACAGAGAGACAGAAAGAGAAGCGACAGACAGCAGGGGCGGCAGCCGGAGGAAGAGUCACAGUGAAAGGAGCAGUAAGGCAACCGUCUGGGAACAACAGAUCCAGAGACACAGAAAAAAGGGAGGAAGACGUAAUCAAAGGUGAACCCCUUCCUGAUCGAUGAAAGAAACAAUGCCAGUCCUCUCUGCAGGAGAAGGGUUGCAUGAGACGCUUGCCCUGCUGACCUCACAGCUGCGUCCAGAUGCCAAUCACAAAGAGGACAUGGUCUUCCUCAAGGAUGUCUUCAGUGAGAGGAGUCUCAGCUAUCUGAUGAAGAUCCAUGAGAAGUUGCGUCAGUAUGAAAGGCAGAGCCCUACCCCUGUUCUCCACAGUGCCUCCACUCUGGCAGAGGAUGUGGCAGAGGAGUUGCAAAGUGGACCAAUGAGUUCUGAGGAAAAAGAGCUGCUACAUUUGCUGACAUCACCACAUCUCAAGGCAGUUUUGUCAGUUCACGACACAGUGGCACAGAAGAACUUUGACCCAGUGCUGCCUCCUCUCCCCGAUGACUUUGAGGAUGAGCUAGAUGAGGAGUCUGUCAAGAUUGUCCGCCUAGUCAAAAACAAAGAGCCACUGGGUGCCACAAUUCGGCGGGAUGAUUCCACAGGGGCCGUGAUUGUGGCUCGUAUCAUGAAAGGAGGGGCUGCAGACAGGAGUGGUUUGGUGCAUGUCGGUGAUGAACUGAGAGAGGUCAACGGCAGCUCUGUAAUGCACAAAAGACCAGAUGAGAUCAGUCAACUAUUGUCUCAAUCACAAGGCUCUAUCACACUGAAGAUCAUCCCAGCAAUCAAAGAGGAAGACAAGUUGAAAGAGAGCAAGGUCUUCAUGCGAGCGCUAUUUGAUUACACUCCAUUGGAGGACAAAGCCACGCCGUGUCAGGAGGCAGGGCUUCCGUUUAAACGAGGAGACAUCCUGCAGGUGGUCAGUCAGCAUGAUCAGACAUGGUGGCAGGCCAAGAGAGUGGGAGACUGCAACCUGCGUGCAGGACUUGUCCCAUCCAAACAGUUUCAGGAGAGGCGGUUAGCCUACAGAAUAAAAAUGGGCACCCUUCAAAGCUCAAAGUCUCCAAAAAAAGCUGUCUAUGACCAAGGAUGUGACAAAGAAGACUGUGACUGUGAGGGCUAUUUCAAUGGACAGUACAUAGUCUCUUCGAAGUGUAAUGCAGUGGCUCCCUCCUGUGGCCAGGUGUUUUCCUGGGAGUUUUACUCAGCCGGUUUAAGGAGAAGCUUCCGCCUAAGUCGGAAGGACCGUCGAGGUUCUUCAGGAGAGGCCAAUGUUUCUGACCAGAAUGACACAGAAUUCCUGACCUAUGAAGAAGUGACACGUUACCAGCAGAAGCCCAAUGAGAGACCCCGAUUAGUAGUUCUCAUUGGUUCUCUGGGAGCACGUAUCAAUGAGCUGAAGCAAAAAGUGAUAGCAGAAAAUCCCCAUCGCUACGCUGUGGCUGUGCCCCACACCACACGACCCAAAAAGAGCCAUGAGAAGGAGGGAGUGGAGUACCACUUUGUGACUAAGCAGGCGUUUGAUGCAGAUGCACAGAAUAACAAAUUUAUAGAGUAUGGUGAGUAUAAGGAGAAUCUGUAUGGGACCAGUAUAGAGGCCAUCCGCUCCGUUCAAGCCAAGAACAAAAUGUGUCUAGUAGAUGUACAGCCUGAGGCUCUGAAGGCCCUACGGACAGCUGAAUUUAAGCCUUAUGUCAUUUUCGUAAAACCAAGACUCCCAGAGAGUCGCAGACGCCGCAGUGCUGCUACUUCCCCAGGAGGAGGUGAACAUGGACGAAUAACAGAGGAGGACCUGCAGGAAAUGCGACUGUCGGCACAGCAGAUAGAUCAACAGUACGGUCACCAAGUGGAUCGGGUCCUGAUUAAGGAGGACAAUGCCAGUGCCUGUGCAGAACUACGUAGCAUCCUGGAGAGAUUGGAGCGGGAGACCUUCUGGGUUCCUGUGAGCUGGGUCAAAGCUUAGGACCUCAGCUUCAUUUCAGACUGUUAACCUACAUUUCCACUGAUGACUUUUCUUCCAGUCGGACUGCACUCACCCACCUGGACCUGGCUUAUUUGAGUGGUCCACCAUCUAUAAGAGGAGGCAUAAAAAAAGACUUGAAGGAUAUUGCAGAUUUUGUUUCCAGGCUGAGACAUACAGGCACAUAAGCACUUAUAUUGGCAUGAAUGAUCUAAUUUAUUUUUGAAUGAAAUUAGUUAUUUAUUAAUUCGCUUGUUAUUUCAUGAAGUUAGCUUAUUUGAUACUCUGUGGCUCCCUUUCAGGUUAUAUAUACUUUCAAUAGACUGUUCACUAAUGCAAUACUUCCAGUGUCAGGUUAUAUUUUCAGAAAGGCAUUGACCUUUGGUAUUAAAUGGCUAUUAGGUUACCAUAGCAACAACAUUGUUCUUCCUGAAUUGCACAUCUGGCCAGACCAAGUGGGAAAUUUGCAGGUUGGUCUGUAAAUUUUUUAACCAUGCACAUCAAGCCGUUCCCACACAAACCCAUGCAGAGACUCAUUUAGCAACCAUAACUACUUCCGUUUGAGAUCAUUUGAAGUUUUAAUUUCAUCUAGUGUUGCUUGUCAGACUUUGUUGUCUAAUUUAAUCACAGAAAUCAAGUUCUUUUUGAAGAGCGUGACUGAUCAAUGUUUUCACAGGAAAAUAUUAAACUCCUGCUGUGCCAACAACUGUCUCAAUGCACCAAGCUUUUCUUCUCAAGGAUUGUCUUCAUUUGGAGGGUUACAAAAUACCAUGCCAAAGCACUUGAGCUUCACAAUAUCUAUGUAAAUAUGUAACUAAGCUUCCUGGAGUUUAGGUUUGUUGGGUGUAGCACCCAGGUCCCUUAUUUCAGCAUAUGUUACAUCUGCAAUAUGAACUCAUGCAUUUUUUUGCUAUUUAACUUUCACAUUUCACAUCCCUCUAGAACUUUCUACCAUUUCCCAACAUAUCAUACAAAUCCUCUUGAUCCUACCUCACCUUGGGUUUGAACUGAAAUCUGUUGCCUGUUUCUGCAGUUCUUCUGUGUAAAUUCUUAAUUGUAUGUCAUGUACUGUACUGAUUGCAAAUAAACAUCAAAACCUGUUAAAAA